Messenger RNA from Paramecium sonneborni, 1068 nucleotides. NCBI's taxonomy places the organism in Eukaryota, Ciliophora, Oligohymenophorea, Peniculida, Parameciidae. The record is from the annotation of a GenBank genome assembly.
AUGGAUCCACAAUAGUAAUAGUAAAGAGAACAAUCAUUAAGGAAUCAUUUUGAUAUUUAAUAGAAUAGAAAUAAUCUUAAUACAAAUAAUAGUGAUAAAUUAAAUGAGAAACCUUAUAAAUAUAUUGUAUUAACAAAAUAGAAAUAAGCUCGUAAAAAUCAGCAUUUUGAAUAAGAUACCAAUCGAAAUUAAGAUUCUUAAGAAUAGUUUUAAAAUUAAAAAAUAUUAUCAGAAACUUAAUAGAUUUAAUCAUAUGAAAAUAUUAUAAGAAAUAAUUCAACCAAAUAGGUUAUUAAUUCUAUACCUGAAAUUAAGAUAUUGCCACUUCGAGGAUACAAUGAUGAUUAGAAAUAAUAAAAUAGUAUUUUAUCGUAGCCAAUUCAAAAUAUUAAUUAUAAAGUUUAAAAUGAUUAAUCUAUUAAUAUAACUUUAGAAAUUAAUAAUCAAUCAUAUAUGUCACCUUCUAAACCUCCUCCAUUAAAAGGUUAUAAAGAUAGAUAAAAUGAAGAAUCAAAAGUAAUAUAAUUAACAAGAUCAAAUGAUAAAAGAAUUUAUUUAGAUACUGAAUAAAUCAAAUAUAUAUAACAAAACACUUCUAAAAGAUUUGACAUUGAUAAAUCAGAAAAACAUAGAAUUACUCAAAUAAAUUUUGUACAAUAUUCAGUAUUAAAGAAUGUUUCGCUGUUGUUGAAAGUAUUUUUAAAUUAACAGAAUUAAAUUAAAUUCACAUAUAUCUUAGAUCAUCUGUAGAUAAUUAUGAAAUUCAAGCAGGAAUCAUUAAUUUGACAUAAAUAAAAUAAAAAUCUGCAUUUCCAAAAGUUUAUGGUUUAAAUGAAAAAGGAGGUAAUUUAUUUAUAUAAUUUAGAAUGUUUAUCUAGUUAAACUAAAACUCCCAUUAAAUUGCUUUUAAAUUAAUCCUAUUUAUUUGCAUAUCUAAAAGAGUAUAAAAAUCUAGUUUGCUUAGAUUUAAUGAAAAAUACUUAAUAUGCGAUUCAAUUACCUAAUGAUGAAAACUGUGAUUAUGUUUUCUUUAUAAAAAUGAGUAACCUAGAAAUCUAACUUAUAUGA